CCUCCUCCUCCUCCUCCUCCUCCUCCUCCUCCUCCCCAUCUGCGCGCCGCCGAGAAGCGCAUGUAGCACAGGACAACGUCCUCCGAGAGAGCCUCGAGGAGCCGUGGGCCCCCAGGAGGCCUCGCCGCGGGCCGGGCCGCCGCCGCCGCUGCGGGAGGCCGCCAGCGCUAGCGAGGGCGCGCCGCAGCCUGGGCGGCGGGGGCCGCAGCCAGCGCAGGCCGGCGUGCAGGCCGGCGCGCAGGCCAGCGCGCUGGAGGCCUGGAGCGCGAGCGGCGUGGAGUGGGCCGCGGCGUGCGCCUGCGGACAGGCAUUCCCGGACGAGGCGCGCUUCUGCAUCCAGUGCGGCUCGAAGAGGCAGUGGAGGCAGCCGGCAAUACACUGUGGGGAAUGCAGGACCGCCUACGAUCCCGGCGACCUCUUCUGCAGAUCCUGCGGGGCAGGCCGCUCCAGC
This is a messenger RNA of Prorocentrum cordatum, 451 nucleotides long. The record is from the annotation of a GenBank genome assembly. Lineage: Eukaryota; Dinophyceae; Prorocentrales; Prorocentraceae.